UUCUUCGUUGGCACUACCAGCAGGAAAUAACAUACUAUUUUGCAAAGAUGCAGAGCCACCAAUGGCCGGUGUUUCAACUUGUAUCAUACCUGUUUGUUCUUUCCCAGCUUUUCCGUUUCUCCCAUGCCGAUGUUGGCACUGCUGCCCAAUACACCCCACCAUAUCUACCGACAGCGUGUUAUGGUGAUGACCAAACGCAGUUUCCAUCCAGUAAUUUGUUCGCAGCAGCUGGAGAUGGGAUAUGGGACAAUGGAGCAUUGUGUGGGAGACAAUACCUGGUACGAUGCAUCAGUGUGUCGCAGCCCGGGACUUGUGCUCCCGACCAGACGAUCCAAGUCAAGAUUGUCGAUUAUGCUCCUACUGCACAGUCUCAGCCUUCAAGUCAGUCAACCACCAUUGUCCUGUCCGAGACGGCUUUUGGUGGGAUUACCAACAUACCUAUCGACUCCAUCAACAUAGAAUUCCAACAGGUUUGAGGAUAUGGAAGGGUAGUAUGGCUCCCUGCGUUCAAGGUAGUUGAAGGAAGAAAAGAAACCUAUAUAUUGUCUGUUAUAAUCUGC
Molecule: messenger RNA, 560 nt
Organism: Hibiscus syriacus
Lineage: Eukaryota; Viridiplantae; Streptophyta; Magnoliopsida; Malvales; Malvaceae
Product: EG45-like domain containing protein
Exons: 3
Coding region: 48-476 (142 amino acids)
Source: RefSeq, a predicted model, not a curated record